AUGACGAUGACAAUGAGUAACCACCAUCCUGCAAACGAUAAGGACGGAGCCUGGCGCGAUAUAUUUCAGGCCCAUGUGUACGUGGACAAUGAGAUGGCUCGGAGCUCUUCGGAAGUAGAUGCACCUAUAUGGUGCUCAAUGAGGAUUGAUCUCCCUUUCGCCGUAUACACACGCUCGGAGCACUACAAACCUCAGGAGAUGAAGAAAGGUGCUGUUGUUUAUGCUGUUGCUUGGAAUUUGAUGGAAGCUGUAGUCAUCGUGUCAGCCAGCAACCGAGAGGAACGACUCAUGCUUUCGGUGACAUGA
Sphaeroforma arctica JP610 is the source of this 306-nucleotide messenger RNA. RefSeq lists its product as hypothetical. The record is from RefSeq and is a predicted model, not a curated record. Bases 1 to 306 code for a protein of 101 amino acids. The transcript has a single exon. NCBI's taxonomy places the organism in Eukaryota, Ichthyosporea, Ichthyophonida.